AUGAUAAUAUUUUCUGGAAAUCCUGAAUGUCCAAAAUUUGCUCAUGCUGUAAGAGUGGCGCAAUAUUUGGCCAGUAGAUUGCCAAAAUUUGAGUACAAGAUGAUUUUAAAAUUGGACAUGAAUUGGAAGGCUUUCUUAGAAGAAAUAAAUGCAGAAAACGAUUGGCAUUUUACCUCAAGUCCAGUUAUUUGGGAGGAAAUAAUACCAGGAGGAAAAAAAUAUAAAAUUGGGGAGUUAGGUGAUUUUUGGGAAUAUGUUUAUAACUAUUAUGGUUUGGUAUCGUUUUUAAGUACUGAGGAGCUGCAAAGUAUCAUUGAUGAAAAUAUUGAGGCUUAUCAUGAUGAAAAAUGCACGUUUGUUGAUAAACCAGGAAGAAGAAUUAUAAGUAUUUGCGGAGCUUCUAGUGAAAUAACAGAUUAUUUACUAAACGAAUUAAUAAAUCUUAAGUCAGUUUAUACUGACAAGGGUUUGGAAAUAAAGUUGCAUGAUAAAAACCUAAACGAUUUUGAAGUAAAAGAAAAAGUAUACGAUUCAGCCUAUAAAAUAAACCACAUGGGUAUUAUGGGGAAAAAAUCUUUUGUUAAACCAGAACCUGAUUGUGAACAGGCUAUUUUGGGAUGCGAUCUUUUAAUUUUUUUGGGCGAAUAUAGUCCUAUAAAGUGA
This is a messenger RNA of Brassicogethes aeneus, 663 nucleotides long. NCBI's taxonomy places the organism in Eukaryota, Metazoa, Arthropoda, Insecta, Coleoptera, Nitidulidae. The record is from the annotation of a GenBank genome assembly.